AUGGAUUUAAAAAAGUAGAAAGGAUAUUUAGAUCCUAAAUAAUCAUUAGAAAUAUACGCAUUUAUAUCAAGUCAUAUGAGAGAAUGUAAAAUGUAAAGAGAAAAGAAGAUGCAGAUGAAUAUUAAACUAAAAUAUAAGUGCUUUUGUUAAGACUUUUAUACUAAAAUGGAUUCUUUUUAAAAUUUUGAGUCAAUUCAAUAAUUUGCUAAAGGAUUGAUUGGGCAAAAAUUUGAAAACGAGAUUACAGAGAAGGCAAAUAAUAAGCUUAUUUUAACUUAUAUUUACUUUUUAGUAUAAAUCAAAAAAGUACCAACUCAAGCAAUUUAUGAAGUUAUUCGAUUUUCAAUGAUUUAAAAAGUAUUGAUAUUCUAAAUUAAAUAAGGAAUAAUCUCUAAAACAAAAAGCGAUUGUUUAAAAAUUAAAACAAGACGCUUUAUAAAAAUUUAGUGAAUUAGUGAAAAAAAAUGAUCUGGUCAAUCAAAAGUUUGUUUUUAAGAAAGUUUAUCAAUACGAAGAAUCACUAAAAUCAGUGAAAAAUAAUUUAUGCGUUGUGAUUAAAUAAGAAAAGGUAUAGUAUUUAAAUAUCAAAGGACUUUUAUGGAUGCAUUCUUUAGUAGGUUAUUGAUAUUGAUAAGCUUCUGGAUGUAGGUCUUUAAUUAAUUGAAAAUAUCAAAACCCUUGAAUAACAAUUAUAAUAGUUAUUUAGAACUAAUCCAUUGAACAAUGAAUGUGACACCAUUUUCAACAUUUUCCAAAAAUAUGUUAAUUAUAAUAACUCCAGACCAAAAUUAUACAAAAGAGAAGGCCAAAUAAUGAUGCAAUUUUUGUAAUCAGAAGAGAAGAUUAUCUAUGACCCUGGUAGUUGUGUAAUAUAAAUCACCUUAAUGUAACCUAGAGGAAAUGUCAUAAGGUAUACUAGAUCAUUUUCAAAUGUUAUUGGGUAUAAAGAUGAAGAAAUAUAGGAUCAAAAUAUAAAUAAAUUUAUGCCUUCAAUAAUAGCAAAUGAUCAUGAUUUAUAUUUGGAUAAUUUUGUUGAGAGAGGUAGAAUAAAUGUAGUGAAAAAUGCUGUAAGAGUAAUUUUGGGAAAGAAUAAAUCCUAAUUUGUAGUUCCUAUUAAUACUAGAUUAAGAAUAGAAGCUAGUCCAACUGAAUUUGGGGCUACUGCUUUAAUUACACCAGUAAAUCAGUAAUAUGGCUAUAUGAUGUUGAAUGAAUAAGGAUAAAUAGAAGAACUGACUUAGAAUAUUUUUGAAGAUAUUUUUGAGAAACAAUUAGGAUUUGAGGUAGAUUAAAUUAAAGGAUUAGAUUGCUUAUUUUUUAUACCUGAAUUAUCCAAAAUUUGGGAUUCAAUAUUUGAUGAAGAUUUCGAUAAAUUAGAUAAAAGAUUGGAUUGUUAAUUAAUUCUACCUUUGAUGACUAAAUCAUUGUCUAGAAGUCUUAUCCGUUCAAGAUCGAAUAUAUUUUCGAAAUAAAACAUUCAAUCUUAUAUUGCUAAGCAGUUUGAAAAUCUUCCUAAUGACAAUGUGGUGUAUUAGGUUUCUCUUCAUUUAAUGAGUCUAAUUACUAUAAACCUUAGGUAAAUUAUGAUAUUUUAUGUCUAGAUUGAUUAUUGUUGAAAUCACAGAAUAUAAAUAAUUAGUGAACCAAAAGAUAACUAGUAGACAAUUUGUUCAAUUAAAAUAUAGAUCAUCAAUAAUAAUUAAUACUUAGUCAUAAAAGGAAAUUCAAACUCAAAAAACAGAUCUCAACUUAUUUUCUAUAAAUUCUCCUCCUAGAGGUCCUCUUCUAAAUGAAUGCAAUUUAGAAUACGAAGAUUUAAUCGAAGAUAUUAAGAUGAUUGAAGAUUUCAAAACUUAAUUAGCAUCCAUUAAUAGAACUGCUCAAAAUAAGAUGAAUGAUCUAUUUCUGCUAUAAAAUAGUAACAACUAAAUUGAGAGAAGAAUAAAUGAAUUUUAAAAAGAUCCUUCAGAAAAGAGUGAUUUUAGUGAAGCAGAUUCAGAUGCCAAAUAAAAAGUCUAAGAAUAGAAUAUUUAAUAUAAUUGUGGAUCUGUUGAUAGUCAAUAAUCUUAAAAUAAUACCACAGCUCUUAAAAGGUAAAUUAAGGAUUCUUUAUCUGAUUCAUAGGGAACUAAUAAUAAAACUAAGAUGUUUCUCCUUUUUAUGUAUGUAUUAGUAAUGUCAGGAUUUUUUGUUAAUUACUUGAUCUUGUAUUUUAAUUUCGAAAAAAUUAAUGAAAACUAAAACUAUGAAAAUUUACCAUUCCAAUUUUCCUAUUAUUAUAAUGAAUUCAUCAUUGACUAAUCUUUCUUAGCUUAUGAUCAAUUUAAUUUUACAGAAUUAAGCGAAAUAGCCUUUCAAUAUUUCUCGAUGAAUAUCAAAAAUAUUGACAAAACUAUUGUUUUAUUACCUCACAUUAAUAUAAUCAAUAACCUAACUAUGGAAAGCAGAAUGUUGAAUAUUAUGUCCUAAUUAACUAAAGUAAUUAGCAUGAAUUAAUAAAUCAACCAAUACGAAUUCUAUAACAACACUAAUGCGUUUAAUAUCUAGAUUGCUGAAAUUGAGGAAACAGAUUCUACAAAACAUUUACGUAGUUUAUCAAUUUAGUAAUUAAAUCUUUUAAAUUUUAGCGUAAUUGUUGAAGAAAUAAUCUUAUUAAUUCUAAUUGCACAAUACCUUUAUUUUUUUGUUCAAAUAUAUAAGAUGAAAUAGAAAGUUUAUCAAUUAUUUUGUACUUUCCCUAAAGAAUUAAUUUCAGAACAAUUUGUUUAAUUCACUUUGCUUUAUGCUUAAUUAAACAACACUAGAUUUAGAAAUUAUGAAACGGAUGAAGAAUAAUUUGAAACUACAAUGAUGCAUCAAUAUUAAAAAACAGCAACAUCAAAAAUGCUAGAGAAGCAUAAACAAGUUGGAAAAGAAAUCUCUAUGAAAUGUAGGGUAUUUUAAUAAAUAAUUUAGAAAUUAAUUCAUCUUAAAUCUUAUUCUUUUUGUUUGUGAUUAUGUAUGCCAUACUUUGUUCAUCUUAUUUUAUUGGAAGUUUGAUCUUAUAAUAAGUGACUUAACAAAGUGUAUCAGCAAGAUAUCAAGAAAAAACAACAUUUUCAUUCACAUUAAAUUCCUUAGCAUCUACCUUUGCAUAACAAGCUAUCCUCUUAAAUCAUACAAUGACAUCUGAAAUGGUUGAUACCUAUAAAUUUGCUGUCUAAUAAUUGGGAGCACUUAGCACUAGCCUCCCUUUAUACCAAGAAGAUCAAAACUAAUAAGUUUAUAGAAUCUUAAUUGAAAAUUAAUGCAGUUUGUUUUAGAAUUAACUGUAAAAAUACUAAUAAAAAUAGGUCUUUUGACUAUGAAGAUUAUUAAAAUCUUUUCAGUCUUGAGUAAUGUUAGUUUAUUUCCAAUCUUGAUCAAGGAUUAAGUACAGUGGUUUAAGGUUUGUAUUAGAAUUAAUUUGAUUUUCUGUAAACUAUUUCGACAAGAGUUCUAAAUUCAUCUUUGAAAUAAAAUUAUGAUAAUCCUUUAUUUCAAGUUUAAAGGUUGUACGCCUAGUAUGGAUUUUAAGUGAUAAUUGAAAUACUCACAAAAUAAAUUAAAUCAUUAAUAAACUCAACGUUUAUAAUUAACACAGCCGUCUUUAUUUUAGCUUGUAUAAUUAUGACCAUUUCAUUGAUUGCCACUAAAAUUAUGAUUGAGAAGAUUAAAUAUCAAUAUUAGGAAAGCAAACAACUAUUAACAGUGUUUCCAUUUGACAAAUUGAUGGAAAAUGCUUAUGUAAUAGGCUUUAUUACACAUGAUUAGCAUUUUAAAGUUUGA
Paramecium octaurelia is the source of this 3807-nucleotide messenger RNA. The record is from the annotation of a GenBank genome assembly. Lineage: Eukaryota; Ciliophora; Oligohymenophorea; Peniculida; Parameciidae.